AUGCCUUCUUCAAGCAAAUACACGAAAAGUAAUAUGGGUCGUGAUCGAAGUCGAAGUGAAAGCUCCAGUAAAAGCCGUAGUCAUAGUAGAAGUCACAGUAGUGGUCGUCGUGGACGUAGCCGAAGCCGACGGCGUGAACGUUCGAGGAGUCGAAGUCAUCAUCGUGAUCGUCGUAGUAGGAGUCAUUCAAGUGAUCGAGAAACAUCAGAUUUGCUGAAACUUUGUUGGAAACCGCUGAAAGAGGAUUCAAGAAAUUUUGAUGCUUGGACUCAUCUUUUACAAUAUGUUGAACAGCUCGAUGAAACUAAAGCAGCUCGUGAAGCAUAUGAUGACUUUUUUAAAAGAUAUCCUUACUGCUACGGUUACUGGCGAAAGUAUGCUGAAUUUGAACGUAGGCAUAAACAUUACGAUCGUUGUAUUGAAGUGUAUGAACGCGGAAUUAUGGGUGUACCGUUAAGUGUUGAUCUAUGGCUUCAUUUUAUUGCUUUCAUUAAAGAAGUUGUGCAACGUCAAGAAAAUGCAAUUCAGAAGAUCAGAUUAGUUUAUGACCGUGCAAUUGAAGCUUGUGGUAUGGAAUUUCGUUCAGACAAGUUAUGGGAGGAAUAUAUUAACUGGGAAUUAAGGAAUGGGGAGACUGUUCGUGCUGGAGCGUUAUUUGACCAGAUACUAAGCAUACCUACGCUGUUGUAUAGUAACCAUUUUGAAAAAUACAAGGCAUUUGUGAAUUCAAAUGAACCGGAUAGGGUUGUAAAUCAGGAUGAAUACAAUGAAAUUUUCGUCAAAGUCGAGAAAGAUCUGCACAAUGUAGUUAAUGGCGAAUUGUUUUUGCUCGAAGACUAUACUGACGAUUCUCCUCCGGACUAUAUUCCAGAAAAUGGAGAGGAACCACCAAAAAAAGUUUUAACAAGACGAAAGCAUUGUGAAGAAGCGUUGCGUGCGCUGAGAUUAGAAAUAUUAGAACGUCGAAACAAAAAGUAUUUAGACAAUGAACAAGAAGUAAGUCGACGUUGGACUUUCGAAGAAAAUAUUAAACGUCCCUACUUUCACGUAAAACCAUUAGAACGCGCUCAGUUACGUAAUUGGCGUGCUUACCUCGAUUUUGAAAUUGAGUGUGGUGAUGUCGCGCGCAUCAUUAUUCUUUUCGAGAGAUGUCUUAUUGCUUGUGCUCUGUAUGAGGAAAUGUGGAUUAAGUAUGCGCGUUACUUGGAAAGUAUUGGUGAAUCUAGUCGAGCUCGCAAUGUUUUCCGUCGUGCAGUCGAAGUUCAUUUGCCUCGCAAACCAAAUAUUCAUCUUGCAUAUAGCGCCUUCGAAGAAAAAAAUGGUAAUGAACACAGCGUUUGUGAUAUUUGUGAUAUAAUAAUCUCUAAUCUAUUUUUCCGUUUAUACAUUCAUGUGGUUAAGUUUAAUGAUGAGCUAAAGUAUUAUCACUCGUCAGAAGAUAACAUUCACGCAUGGUGCGUGCGGCAGUCUUAUGGCAAAAUCGAUAAGAUUAUUCACGAAUUGGAUUUAUUAUACAUUAUACAUUGUAUAUUUCCCUAUAACAUUCAGUGUCGGCGUGUCUUUCAAGGUGAUUUCGAAAAAGCAAAUUCAAUCUUGGCAAGUUUUGAUCAUCGUUAUCCUGGGUAUGCCGUUAUUGCAUUACGUCGUAUUGGUAUUGAGCGCCGUUUUGCCAUUAAACAAGCUGGGGAUAGGGAUUCACCGGACUAUUCCUCGGUAAUAUCACGGUUUGAACGCCUCAUUCACGAUUCACGCACGCCACGUAAACUUUCGGCAUUUUAUGCUCAGAAAUUGGCUCGCUUUCAUUCUAAGACAAGGAAUGAUCGUAAAUUAGCUGAAAAAAUUAUUAGAGAUGCAAUAAAUCGUGAUAAAAGCAAUUCACAGUUGUAUUUGGCAUUGGUCGAUUUGGCUUAUACAGCACCUUUAUUCAAUGAACGAAGUGUGAUCGAAACGUUGAAUGAAGUUCUUAGUAGUGAGCAUCUUUCCGAUGAAAAUAAAUUGCGUUUUUCUCAGAGGAAGUUGGACUUUCUGGAAGAUCUAGGAACCGAUGUGGAAGCGUAA
Thelazia callipaeda (thelaziosis nematode) is the source of this 2058-nucleotide messenger RNA. The record is from the annotation of a GenBank genome assembly. Lineage: Eukaryota; Metazoa; Nematoda; Chromadorea; Rhabditida; Thelaziidae.